AUGGCAAACAUCAGCCUUCUCUACUUUCUCUUUCUAGUCGGAGUAGAAUUUGACAUUGUAGUGAUCUGGUACAUUAACUGGAAAGCCAUCUUAAUUGCAACCGUUGGCGUGAUUCUCCCAUCCCUUAUUGGAAUCUCAUUCUCCUUACUUUUACAUCAAAGAACUCAAUUCUUCAAACAAGGCACUUUCAUAUUGUUCCUUAGAGUAGCCCUCUUUGUCACAACAUUUCCAAUGUUUUCAAGAAUUUUGGUGGAGCUCAAGUUUAUUAACACAGAGCUUGGCCAGAUCGUCAUGUCAUCAGCCCUGGUGAACGAUAUACGUGUAUGGAUUCUACUAGCAGUGGCUAUCGCGUUAGCCGAAAAUGAGAGUGUAAAUUUAGCUACUCUUUGA
This is a messenger RNA of Lactuca virosa, 390 nucleotides long. NCBI's taxonomy places the organism in Eukaryota, Viridiplantae, Streptophyta, Magnoliopsida, Asterales, Asteraceae. The record is from the annotation of a GenBank genome assembly.